This is a messenger RNA of Cucurbitaria berberidis CBS 394.84, 1417 nucleotides long. RefSeq lists its product as uncharacterized. Bases 187 to 1362 code for a protein of 391 amino acids. NCBI's taxonomy places the organism in Eukaryota, Fungi, Ascomycota, Dothideomycetes, Pleosporales, Cucurbitariaceae. The record is from RefSeq and is a predicted model, not a curated record. The transcript is spliced from 2 exons.
UUUCGGCGUUAUCAUUAAAGCGUCCGAUGACAACACAUGGCUAGUAGACGAUUUCGAAGAGGUGGGCUGAUAGUUUCUCAUAUCGUACCAUUGAUCUAUCCAACUUCAUUUUAGUCCGGGAUAUCAAGCAAGUCUUUCAUUGGCAGCCUCCUUUAUACCGCCAAUUCACCCCACUACAUCCUCGCAAUGUCCAAGUCCGCCCUCGUCUUCGGCGCCAGCGGGGUAACAGGCUGGUCCUUCAUCAACGAGAUUCUACAUGACUACCCUGCUAAAAACACGUGGAAGCGCGCCCACGCCCUUACCAAUAGGCCCCUGUCUCAGGAGAAAUCACAGUGGCCAAAUGACCCGCGCUUGAACAUCGUAUCUGGCAUAGAUCUGCUUGCCAACGAUCAGGAAUCUCUCGAAAAGGAAUUGAAGGAGAAGAUUCCGGACAUUGGGGAGGUUACGCAUGUCUACUACCUGGCAUACAAGGCAGGUACAGAUGUGCCGAAAGAGCUAGAAGAGGCAAUGGACAUGUGGAAGAAAGCCGUGAUAGCGGUGGAUAGGCUGUGUCCGAAAUUAGAAUUCGUAGUACUGCAGAUUGGGGCGAAGAUUUAUGGCUGUAUGCUGCAAGUAACCGUCCCCGGCUACUCCGAUCCUGAAAUCACCCCACCGCACAAAGAGACCCAGCCGCGCCUCAAAGGCGAGUUCCACGACAAGUUAUUCUACCACCCACAAAUAGAUUUCAUCGCCGACUACGCAAAAGACAAAAAGUGGAGUUGGUGCGAGACACGUCCCGACAUCAUCAUCGGCUUCGUUCCCAACCAGAACUUCUACUCGCUCGGUUCCUCCCUCGCUAUUUACCUCAGUCUGUGGAAAGCUGUCAAGGGAGAGGGAAGCGAGUGCCCGUUCCCCGGUACGCAGAAGAGUUGGAAAGCGCUGAGUAACGACUCAAGCAGCGACAUGAUAGCUCGGCAAACAAUCCACCUAUCACUGAGUGAGAAGACGGAAAAGGGCGGCGGAUACAACGUCGCAGACGAAAAGACUCCGUCCUCCUAUGAGAAGAGGUGGCCCGUCUUAUGUGAAUACUUCGGGCUGAAGGGUACUGGCCCCGUGGAAAAUCCACCCGAGGUUCGCCAGUUUAUCAAGGAGAAUUUCAGCACGUGGAAGGAGCUUGAGAAGAAGCAUGGGUUGCAAGAGGGCCAUGCAGACCAUGGUAAAGUGUUUCCUGGAUUUGAGUAUGCCCUCUUAGUCCUGUUUGACUUUGAUAGGCAGUACGAUAUGACGAAGAUGUAUAGUACUGGGUUUACUGAGGAGAGAGAUUCGGCGACGUCUUGGGGAGGCGUGUUUGAUCGGAUGAGGAAAGCGAAGAUUAUUCCGUAGCGAUAUGUAGAGUGCGCGGUGGAUUCGAUAGAAUAAAUGAUCACUGUUUGCUUGC